UCGGGGGUUCUAGCCAAAUUUACACGCACACAGCAACCAUUCAAUAAACAAAUUCCAUUUCAUCUACCAAGUAAUACAGCCGCAAUCAUGGAGAACUCCGAAUACCCGCAGAUGCCAGGUCGUAUACGCCCACGUCCACGCCGAGAUUCAUGGUCCAACGCAGACUUCUCGCCCCCAAGCCAGCCUUACGGGGCAGAUAGUCCUGGAGGUCUUCAGGAGCGGAUCACCGUCCUCACCGAACAGAAGAAGAUGUUGGAGGAUCAAGUUCGGAUGGCCCAGAGAGCUAUGCCCGAUAAGGAAUGGUUCGAAUAUUUUAUAACCGCCACGGCAAACGCGGCCGCGAACCAAGCAACCCGUCGAAUUCCUACACAGGGCCAGGCCGGGGCCUUCCCGAUGAAUAUGCGCAGUCGGAUGCCGCUGCCAAGUGCGACGGAGGCACCACACUUGCGUGCUGAGGGUACAGACAUAGAGAUAGUGGAUUUCUUUGACGACCUCGAACAGU
Molecule: messenger RNA, 502 nt
Organism: Acaulospora colombiana
Lineage: Eukaryota; Fungi; Glomeromycota; Glomeromycetes; Diversisporales; Acaulosporaceae
Source: the annotation of a GenBank genome assembly